CCCACGCUAGCAUGCUUGUUAUUAAUUACUCCAAAUUUGUUAGGAACGGGUGAGCAUACCAUAAUAAUUCAUAUACGCUCCAUCAAAGUUAGUCUUUUGAUAUCUGGGAGAGCGAGAAGCCUUUCCAGACCACAGAUAUGGAUAUUUCCCUAAGAAUAGUUAUCCCAACCUUACUGUUGUUUGUGCUUUUCAUCGUAGACCUUGGAGAAGGCCACAAAUGGUGUCCCGAAGUUCGGUGUGGAGACCAUGGCCCAGACGUCCGAUUUCCUUUCCAACUCAUCAAAGACAGGCAGCCAGACCACCACGGUGGCUUUGAUCUCUACUGCAAUGAUAAAGAUGAUACGGUGCUUGAGCUGUCAACUUCAGUAAAAGCCUUUGUUAAAAAAAUUGAUUACAAAUCUCAGUCAAUUGAAGUAACUGACUCAGAUGGCUGCUUUCCACGGAAAAUCCGGGGACUCAAACUCAAUUUAUCUUCUUCGUCUUUCCAAUUCAAAAAUGAUCUUUCUGACUAUGCCCUUUUCAAAUGUACGCCAGAUACAGAAUCUUCUUCUUAUCUGAUUCCUUGUCUUAGUAGCUUUUCAACCUCAGUUUAUGCUUUUCCUUCGGAGAGAGACAUCGACGACUUGUCCAUAUUAUCAUGUACAAAGAUGUAUAGCGUUUCAUCAGUUCCAUUUUAUAUAUGGCGUUCUCAUUCUCUUCAAUUGACUUGGUCCGGAUCGGAGUGCGGACGCGGUGAAGUGAAAGGCAAUAACUGUAGAUUCGAGGAAAAUAGCACUGAUGUCAGAACUGAGUGCAAAGACAAAGGUACGUAUUGUAUUAUUUCUACCCAAUUUCCACUUCUAUUAUCACACAAGUUCUUCACGUUUCAAGCCAACAUGUAUUUGAUUUUAUCAACCUCAGUUUAUAAAUGCUCUGCGACGGUAAUUUCCUGUAACCAGUCAUGGGGUGCUAAGUUGUGUCUCAAUUGUUAUGAAUCAGCCCCCAGGUCACCAGUCACGUUCCACCACGUCGCUGGUGGCUUCAAGGAACCCACCCCAUCACAGCUGGUCAUCCAUUCUUCUUCCUUCUUCUUCGUUUUGUAUCGUACUCUGUUUCUUCCUUUUAUUUUCUGUGUUAUCUGCCCGUUUGAACUUCACUGCUUUGUUAGUUAAUUUGUUUUGUGUCAU
Quercus lobata is the source of this 1166-nucleotide messenger RNA. Its product is annotated as putative RING-H2 finger protein ATL21A. The transcript has a single exon. Gene Ontology annotation, molecular function: polysaccharide binding. NCBI's taxonomy places the organism in Eukaryota, Viridiplantae, Streptophyta, Magnoliopsida, Fagales, Fagaceae. Bases 138 to 1151 code for a protein of 337 amino acids. The record is from RefSeq and is a predicted model, not a curated record.